This is a messenger RNA of Telopea speciosissima, 2303 nucleotides long. RefSeq lists its product as uncharacterized. The transcript is spliced from 16 exons. The coding region runs from base 127 to 2082 and encodes 651 amino acids. The record is from RefSeq and is a predicted model, not a curated record. NCBI's taxonomy places the organism in Eukaryota, Viridiplantae, Streptophyta, Magnoliopsida, Proteales, Proteaceae.
CUGAAAACUACACAAAUCAUUUACCGAUCGCCGGCAUCAAAACAGGAGGUCGGAAGCUGCUACUCUGCAACUGAGGGAACUCGAAAAGAAGAAGAAGGAAAAAAAAAAACCAGCAGAAAAUAAAAAAUGGAAUUCACAGGAGGAGGAAAUCCUCAGGAUGGUGUACCACCAGUGGAAGGCGUUGCUGGAGGAGGGACAGGUUAUGGAUGGAAUGAUGGUGGCUUACAUGGUUCAAAUCUUCUCGGUGGAUCAGUUGAUCCUACAAAGGUCCCAUCUGGUGAUUUACUGCAUGUGUGGUGCAUGCCUAGCACCGCAAAUGUUGGACAACAAGAAACCCCUCGAUCUUUGGAACCUAUAUCUCUACUGGCAGCUAGAAAUGAGAGGGAAAGCAUUCAAAUUGCUGUACGCCCCAAAGUUUCUUGGGGCCGUCCUGGUAUUGCAGGGAUUGUACUAGUUCGCUGUACUGAUCUAUGCUCUACUUCUGGUGAGAGGUUGGUUGUUGGACAAUCAGUGAUUAUGCGGCGUGUGGUUCCAAUCUUAGGUGUGCCUGAUGCUCUUGUACCCCUUGAUCUGCCAGUCAGUCAAAUCACCCUAUUCCCUGGAGAAACAACAGCAAUUUGGGUUUCAAUUGAUGUUCCUACUGAACAACCCCCUGGUCAAUAUGAAGGAGAGUUCUUCAUUACAGCUGUGAAGGCAGAAGCAGAGACUUCGGCACCAUUCCUGGCGAAAGACGAGAAACAUCAGAUAUUUGGAGAACUCAAGAACUGUCUUGAUGUUGUGGAAUCUAUAGAACACAAACCCGUGGAAAAUGUGGGUGAAAGAUUGAAAUCUAUAAGUACAGCUUUAAGGAGAGUUAUUCUGUCUCCAACAUUUACUGAUAUCUCUUCAGACAAUGGGCCAAUGGAUAUGAUGGAAGAAGAUGCUUUCACAAGCCUUUCAGUGAAUUUGAGAUUAAGUGUGACUGUUUGGGACUUUGUUCUUCCUCGGACACCGUCACUUCCAGCUGUAUUUGGUAUAUCUGAAACUGUGAUCGAGGAUCGUUUCGGUGCGAGACAUGGUAGUGAUGAGUGGUAUGAAGCAUUGGAUGAGCACUUCAAGUGGCUUCUUCAAUAUAGAAUUAGUCCAUACUUUUGCAGAUGGGGUGAUGGCAUGCGUGUCUUGGCAUACACCUGCCCAUGGCCUGCUGAUCACCCAAAAGCAGAAGAAUAUUAUUCGGACCCAAGAUUAGCAGCAUAUGCGGUGCCAUAUGCUCCAGUACUAUCUGGUAGUGAUUCAGCAAAGGAUGUCUUGAGGAAGGAAGUCGAUAUCUUGAAGACAAAAACUCACUGGAAGAAAGCUUAUUUCUACCUGUGGGACGAGCCAUUGAACCUGGAUAAUUAUAAUUCUGUACGCAACUUGUCAAAUGAGAUACGGACGUAUGCUCCUGAUGCCCGUGUUUUAACUACUUAUUACUCUGGGCCAAGUGAUGCACCUCUUGCACCUACUGCUUUUGAGGCUUUUGUAAAAGUUCCAAGUUUCCUGCGGCCACAUACUCAAAUAUAUUGCACAAGUGAGUGGGUUUUUGGUAACCGAGAGGACUUGGCCAAAGAUAUCAUUGCCGAAUUACAACCAGAGAUUGGUGAGGAAUGGUGGACAUACGUGUGCAUGGGCCCAUCCGAUCCCCAACCUAACUGGCAUCUUGGGAUGCGGGGUACACAACACCGUGCAGUAAUGUGGCGAGUAUGGAAAGAGGGUGGCACAGGGUUCCUCUAUUGGGGUGCCAAUUGUUACGAGAAGGCAACGGUUCCUAGUGCAGAGAUACGAUUCAGACGUGGCCUUCCCCCAGGUGAUGGCGUCUUGUUUUAUCCUGGUGAAGUAUUUUCUUCUUCACACGAACCGGUUGCUUCAGUUAGGCUAGAGCGCAUUCUUAGUGGCUUACAGGACAUCGAGUACCUAAAGCUGUAUGCUUCAAUAUAUGGUAGAGAUGAGGGGCUCGCCCUUUUGGAGAAGACUGGUGUAUAUCUGGGUCCUGAACGAUACACACUUGAGCAUACGCCUAUUGAUAUGAUGCGGGGUGAGAUAUUUUGCACAUGCCGGUCCUGAACAUAGAUACUCUGCACAUGCAGGUCCUGAAUUUAAGUUUUUGAGUAAAAAUGAUUAUCUGUUCUCUUUUAUAGUGUUAUAUUUUUUCCUUUAUUUUUUAAUGGAAUUUUUGUAUACCAUUAGAUGUUUCUUUUGUAAACAGUUAGCUGAAAGCCUAAAUUAGAAACAGAAAUCAAUUAAGAUAUGGAAUCUAACAGUAAAUGCUCUCUAAGAAACGACUC